Messenger RNA from Rubroshorea leprosula, 1934 nucleotides. Lineage: Eukaryota; Viridiplantae; Streptophyta; Magnoliopsida; Malvales; Dipterocarpaceae. The record is from the annotation of a GenBank genome assembly.
AUAGAAGAAAGGAGAAAAGCCUCCUUCCUCAUGGUUUCCCUACGCGAGAUUAGAUGAAAAUAACCAUUAACAAACUCUUCCUUCUUCUCAAUCUCCCCUCAGAUCUACCAUUUAACUCCUUUUAAUCCUCUCAAACAUUCCAAAAUUUUCCACAACAUUUAUUGUCUUCAAUUCUUUGAGUCUUCUUUUUAUGAUGAUGAUGGGUCUUUUCUUUGAUAAGCUUGUGACUGGAAGAUCCUUCUUCUUUGUUUCUCAAGAUUCAUGUUGGCUGCAUUUAUCAAUUUGUGCUUGAUUUCUGAAAAUUCUAUUGUGGGGUGGGAAAUUUGGCAGAAAGCAGAGCAGAUUAUUAGGGUUGAUAGAGUUAGUGAUAUCCAUUUUAUGAAUAAUAUUGCUGGGUCAUUUGGGUGAGAAUAUGUGAGUUAUGGUUUCAACAAGUUUUAUGAGGAUUGUCUCACCCUGUUGGAGGCCUUUAGCUGAUGGUGAAAAUUCUAGUAGAUGUGUGGAUGAUGGUCGUGUUGAUGGAUUGUCAUGGUACAAAGAUUCAGGACAACAUGUUGGUGGACAGUUUUCAAUGGCAGUAAUUCAAGCUAAUAGUCUUUUGGAAGACCAGAGCCAACUUGAAUCAGGUCCAUUGAGCUCACUAGAAUCAGGGCCUUAUGGAACAUUCGUAGGAAUUUAUGAUGGCCAUGGAGGUCCAGAAGCUUCCCAGUUCAUAAAUGAACACCUUUUUGACCACAUCAAGAAAUUCACAGCUGAGAAUCAUGGAAUGUCCGCUGAUGUAAUCAACAAAGCAUUUUUAGCAACUGAAGAGGAAUUCCUUAAUCUUGUAAAGAAGCAGUUUCAAAUUAAGCCGCAGAUAGCUUCUGUUGGUUCAUGUUGUUUGGUAGGGGUAAUAUGUAAUGGACUGCUAUACAUUGCAAAUGCGGGAGAUUCUCGAGUGGUUCUAGGAAGACUGGAAAAGGCUGUUAAAGAGGUCAAAGCUGUUCAGUUAUCAUCAGAGCACAAUGCUAGUUUGGAGUCUGUGAGGGAGGAGUUGCACUCAUUGCAUCCCAAUGAUCCUCAGAUUGUGGUCUUGAGGCACAAUGUUUGGCGCGUGAAGGGUAUUAUACAGAUCUCAAGAUCCAUUGGUGAUGCCUAUCUGAAGAAGGCAGAAUUCAAUCGAGCACCUCUGUUACAAAAGUUUAGGCUUCCAGAACCAUUCAGUAAGCCAAUCCUUCAAGCUGAACCAGCGAUACUAGUCCAGAAACUCUACCCUGAAGAUCAGUUUCUUAUUUUUGCAUCUGAUGGCCUAUGGGAGCACCUCAGCAAUCAAGAGGCAGUCAACAUGGUCAACAACUCACCACGUAACGGUAUUGCAAGGAAACUAGUAAAAGCUGCACUUAAUGAAGCUGCAAAGAAAAGAGAAAUGAGAUACUCUGAUUUGAAAAAAAUUGAUCGUGGAGUAAGGAGGCAUUUUCACGAUGAUAUAACAGUGAUAGUUUUGUUUCUGGAUUCUCAUUUGAUCAGCCGCAGCUCUGCACGUGGACCCCUGCUUUCAGUCCGUGGAGGUGGUGGAACCACUGGAAUCACAAACACCUAGCCUACGCUGCUCAGGAACUGGUUUCCAUAAAGGCAUAAGAGAUUUUAUCCAUAGAUUGUUGUUACAAUCCAGAGAAAUCUUCCCAAGUUUUCUACGGUGAUGGAAAUGUUGUGCCUGAAAAUUCUAAGAUUAUCAUCUUUUUUUCGUUUGGCAGUUGGGAGUCUCUCUGGCAGUCUGCUUCUUCCUCAUUUAGUUAAAGAUAGAUUAUUUAUGUUAGGACUAGGAAAUUUAUGAUAAAUUAUUUCUUCAUUUGCCUCUCUAAGGAAUUGAAUCUGGGUCAAAAUGGUUAAAAAACAAACCUUUUUAUCAACUAUGUAAUUCUAAGUUAAAGAAGUGAACUCUUGGGAUUGGAUUC